CUCCCUCCAUUGCUUCAAUCAACUCAACCAAUGAAUCAAUCUCCACACACACACACAACAUGAAGAAACUUCCUUUCUUUCUUCUUCUCAUUUUGCUACUUGUAAUUAAUUCUGUUGACUCCCAAACUCCAGCACUCUGGAGGUAUGUGCUCCAAUGGCCACCGACUUACUGUAUGGAACUGAAUUCUGGGCAAGGAACAACAUGGGGCAGGUGCCAAGAACCAAUUCCUCAACGUGAAUUCACACUCCAUGGCCUUUGGCCAGCAGAUGCAGACGGAAAAAUCAUCACAUGCCCCGACAAACCAGAUCCAAAUUGGAAUCAACUGUUUCGACCAAUUGAAGAUAAACUUGUAAAAUUCUGGCCACAACUUAGAGAAAACUCGAACAGUAGGGACUUAUGGAAGCACGAGUGGAGAUCUCAUGGAGUGUGUGGGGGAAUAACACCACAAGUAUACUUCAACAGAGCAAUAGGGAUCAACAACAUGUUUGAAAAGGGCAACUUGUUCAAUUACUUGGCAACAAGUGGGAUUAUUGCAUGUGAUAGCUUGGCUUUUAGUAGAACAGAAAUUAUUGAUGCUGUCCGUAAGGUGUUUGUCGAAAGCCCUCCUCCUUCUCCUCCUCCUGCCCUUGAUGUUUACCUCACAUGUAUUCCAAUUAAUGAUAAAAAAAAAAGUCAUUUUUACUUGAGAGAGGUUACCUUGUGCAUUAAUCUGGCUGGCACUGCAUUCAUUUCAUGUCCUAAAAAAGGUGCUCCGAGUAGUCAAGAAUUCAGCUGUUCUGGUGGAGCUAAGAUUAUGCUACCUCAUCCAAAAGCUCAACCGUCGGCUCCACCACCACCGAGGCUAUAUCAGGAAAAUAUAGACGGGACAGAUCCUACGUUUGAACAAUCAUGGGCUGAAUAUAUAUUCAACGGCUGAGAUUAAUGUUUGGCUUAGAAUAAAUAAAAAAAGAGAAUGGAAUAUUUUGUAGUGGAUGAUGUAUAAGCAUAAUGCGCCCUCAUAGAGUGAAAAUAAGUUACUACCUUGAAUAAAAGUUCUAUUCUAUUCUCUCUUUAA
Molecule: messenger RNA, 1055 nt
Organism: Lycium barbarum (goji berry)
Lineage: Eukaryota; Viridiplantae; Streptophyta; Magnoliopsida; Solanales; Solanaceae
Product: intracellular ribonuclease LX-like
Exons: 3
Coding region: 60-917 (285 amino acids)
Biological process (GO): RNA catabolic process
Cellular component (GO): extracellular region
Molecular function (GO): ribonuclease T2 activity; RNA binding
Source: RefSeq, a predicted model, not a curated record